AUGGAUUCUCCGCAGGACUUCAAAUUGCUGCAAGAGGGAAUUCAGAAGUCUCUAGUCUCCACCGUCAAAUCCAUCAAUCGCAUCGCUGCAGAAGACUUGAACUUUCAGAGAACAGUAAACCCCGACGUUGCGGAACAGCUCGAUGAUAAAUCCGUCCGCGUCCUCGAGCUGUCCGCACGACUUCUCGAAUCCGCGGCUAAAGCGUGCGGCCUCCAGACGCCCCGCCUCGAAGAUGCCGAAGAUAUCGACAUGAAUUGGAAGUCCGUUGUGGACGUUGUGGAUUCCGUCUUGGAGAGGGCUGACACAGCCUUGGACGAGUACACUGGCUUAAUCAAGAGAAAAGAUCCCCCGACCGCCGAUUCUGGCCCAAUGUCCAAGAGAACAAAAUCUACUGUCAAAGUUAUUCGAAAUGCCAACGUCACCAAGCCUCAGACCAUUUUUGAGAACAAACCAGACAACUUCCCCACUGGGCCCUGGAAACCGAUUCUAACCAAGAAACCACAUGCUACUGUAUCACUAGAGGAAAGUCUCGUGACAGACGAGACGGUAGACGGUACAUUACAAUUCAAGCAUCCGUAUGAGAUGGAAAUUUUAGAAACACGGUAUUCACAGUGGUUGUUCCAGAAAUCGGAGCCCCUACCUUCAAAGCCUGCCGAAUCCACAAAAGCCAUUUGGGUAGAUACUUUUGAGGGAGUUGAAGAUAUGCUGAAACAUCUAAAGAAGGCCAAAGAAAUUGCUGUGGAUUUAGAGCAUCACGACUAUCGAACAUAUGCGGGGCUUGUUUGUUUGAUGCAAGUAAGCACCCGAGAAAAUGACUGGAUUGUAGACACGUUGAGGCCUUGGCGUCAUAAACUCGAGGUUCUCAAUGAAGUCUUUGCCGACCCCAGCAUUGUCAAGGUUUUUCACGGUGCAUACAUGGACAUGAUUUGGCUCCAAAGAGAUCUAGGCCUGUACGUGAAUGGACUUUUCGACACUUACUUUGCUUGUGAUUUGUUACGAUACCCAGGCAGGAGCCUAGCGUUUUUGCUUUCCAAGUUCGUCAACUUUGAUGCCGACAAGCAGUAUCAAUUAGCAGAUUGGAGGAUACGACCAAUUCCCGGGGAAAUGCUGUAUUACGCUCGAUCUGACACCCACUAUCUGCUUUACAUAUUUGACCACGUUCGUAAUGAACUUAUUGAAGCUUCGGACAGGACCCAGCCAGAGACAGACCUGAUCAAGCAAGCAUUGGACAGGUCGAGAGAGCUAUCACUCUCGCGGCAUCAACAUCCAGACUGCAACGAAGCUACAGGUGAAGGACCAAGAGGGUGGUAUAAUUAUAUGCUUAAAAACUCACAUCUUAAUUUCGAUGAGAAACAGUUUGCUGUUUUCAAGGCUCUAUGGAAAUGGCGCGAUGAGACCGCCCGCCAAGAGGACGAAAGCCCCAACUUUGUGCUCGGAACCUCCAAUGUCACAGAAAUUGCGCGCGUCAACCCGCCCGACGUGAAAGCUCUGCACAGCUUACUUCCUCUAUCGGCACCGCUUGCUCGAGCAAGGCUGAAUGAUGUCUGGAACCGGGUUCUGGACGCCAAAGCUGAAGCCGGACCAAGCUUGCUGCAGUACUUUGCAUCCAUGGCACCCGAGACUGUAACCAAGGACAGAUUGUCAAGGCUUCCCAACGAGACUGUGCGGCUACCACAUCUGGAAGGGACAAGACUAGUAGUACCCAAGAUGACUCAGUCAAAACUCUUUGGCAGCAUGGCCGUCAGUUCGUUGUGGGAAGAAUCAAAGAAGCUCUCAGCAGAGCUAGGAGGUAACAUUCCAUUUCCUUGGCAACGAUUUGUCCAGGAUUCUGCUACAGCAUUGGGCGACGCACAUACCGAGUCAGUUGCUGGUCAAGUCAUAGAGGAACCCUCUUCAACGCUUGAGACACGGAAGACGGCCGUCGCAGUAACACUGGAAGACCAGGACGAAGAAUUUACUCUUAAGGCCGGUCGAAAGCGGAAGCAAGAGCAAGAGCCGGAACCGGAUCAAGAGGACACCACGUCAUCAUCUGGCGAAUAUGAAUUGGAACCCAAAUCUUCUACGGACGAGAAUGUUCCUCUGACUGGCGCAGAUGGGACUCUUUCUAUCGUGGAUAAGCCACGUAGAGCGAAAAAGAAACAGGGCCGAUCAGAACGAAGAUUACGAGAAGAGCAGCAGGAGACCGAACUUGCAAACAAGCGUGAAGCCAAACUCGCUCGCAAAGCUAAAAAGCAAGAGCAUCGAGCGAGGGUGGCGAAAGAGCAGGAGAAGAAGUAUUCAGCGGUACCGUUUGACUACAGCACGGCCCCGACAGUAAUGCAUGCUAGUCGGAACAACACUGUAGGGAAAGAGUCAAGGAAGGUGUUUGAUCCUUACACCAAGACUGCGGAUGAGGGCAUCAAGGGUGCAAGGAAGAUGCCUCCUGUAAGAGGGGAGAAGAGCGCUACCUUCAGGAAAUAG
Messenger RNA from Ustilaginoidea virens, 2460 nucleotides. RefSeq lists its product as uncharacterized. Gene Ontology annotation, molecular function: nucleotide binding; nucleic acid binding; 3'-5'-RNA exonuclease activity. The record is from RefSeq and is a predicted model, not a curated record. Gene Ontology annotation, cellular component: nucleolus; nuclear exosome (RNase complex). The coding region runs from base 1 to 2460 and encodes 819 amino acids. Gene Ontology annotation, biological process: poly(A)-dependent snoRNA 3'-end processing; nuclear polyadenylation-dependent antisense transcript catabolic process; nuclear polyadenylation-dependent rRNA catabolic process. Lineage: Eukaryota; Fungi; Ascomycota; Sordariomycetes; Hypocreales; Clavicipitaceae. The transcript is spliced from 5 exons.